AGGCAGUGCAAUAAGCGGAGAGUAGGUGGCGCUGUCGAGGUGCCAGUCAGCUGUGGCGUGCACACAACCACGCAGCUCGGUGAGCCGCGCUGGAGGAGCCCGGUAAACCGACACCUGUCCGCCACAUUCACCGCUUUAUUCCCCCCCGGGUUUGUUUACUGGAGCCACUCACUCGGUCGUCAGCAUGAAGAACAAACCCCCCCAGCAGGUGAAGACAGCGGCUCUGGACCGACGGGACAUGUCGAGCUUCGAGGUGUCUCUCCAGCAACUCAACGACCUGUUAACGGACGGAAACGGUUUUUACAGCUGGCCCACAAAACACUUCCAUGAGGUUUACCCGAGGAUUUACGUCGGCAAUGCGUUUGUGGCGACGAACGUGCUGCGUCUGAAGCGUCUGGGCAUCACCCACAUCCUGAAUGCAGCUGAGGGAAACUCCUUCAUGCAUGUCAACACCAAUGCUGAGUUCUACGCUGGCACAAGCAUCACGUAUCAUGGAAUACCAGCCAGUGACACCGACCACUUCGACAUCAGCAUUUACUUUGAAGAGGCAGCGGACUUUAUCGAGAAGGCGCUGGCAUACAAACAUGGAAAAGGUAGAGUGUACGUUCAUUGCAGGGAAGGGUACAGUCGCUCGCCAACUUUAGUCAUAGCCUACCUAAUGCUUCGCCAAAACAUGGAUGUCCACACUGCUCUGGCCAUGGUGCGGCAGAAAAGAGAAAUCGGACCCAACGACGGCUUCCUUCGGCAACUCUGUCUGCUAAACCAGAGGCUGGCUGCUGAUGGAAAGUUCUGGAACAAGAGAGGCACAUAGACUGUAGGAGAAAACAAAAGAACGCGAAAUUGCACAUCACUGCCACAGAUCUGUGAGGGAAUGUUGAGGUAGUGAGGAGAGUGGAAAUUGAAAAGUUUUUCUUAGACUAAUGCUGACAGCACUGAGAGUAUGUGUAGACGUGUGACACAUAGAUAUAAUAUUUUAAAUUGAAUGCACAUCUUCAAGAGGCACCAUGUGCUGGUCAUACAAUAUAAUGUGUAAAUUCAGGUAAACUGCAUUUACUAAGUGUGUUUAUAUGCUGUGAUUAUAUUCUUAAUAUUACAUUUAUCAUGAAUCAUGUCUAGGUGAAUUGGACAAUCAUAUUUUUAAUGUCCUGUAUAGAUUAGUGUUACUCACUAAUCCAGAGAACAAUAUCCAAAUAUAAAGGGAACGUUAAUGCAUUUUAAACAUCUUCAUCAAAGAAACUGGUCAGAAAUAUAUAUAGUAACUGAUGUGAUACUGUCACUGUCUCUUCUCAUCUGCUGUACAGUAGCCCUCCUUUUUACCCUCCUCUCCAUCUAUCUUCCCCCCUGCUAUCUAUCUGCCUUCCUGGCAUUAUGCCGUUCAUCUUGGCCUAACUCCUGCCAACACUGCCAAAUCUCUCAGUCCCAGCCGUUCCCACAGAGGAUUUCCAAGUAGGCACUGUGAUUUUUCCAUGCUGAAAAGAUUUUCAUCAUGUUAAAAUAUUUUUGUCUAAUGUGUUUAGUAUGUUUUAAAAAACUGUAAAAAUUUUAGAUUACACUCUAAUCUAGAAACCUGCCUCAGACUUGUUUGUCAGGAAUUGUCUUGCUGUCAUUGCACUUUAUAGAAAUUCUACCCUUUUAUAUACACUGCAAGAUAGAUCUUUAAUGAUGCAGUCUGAUGUUAUUGGAACAGUAAAGAGAACAAGGAAUAAUUUGACAUUUUAGAAAAUAUGCUCAUUCACAUUCUUGAUGAGAUACAGUAAGACAAAGAACACUCGCAGUCAGUUAGUCUAGCUUUACUCAAAGACUAGAAACAAAGGGAAACGUGUGGUGUGGCUCUGUGGUAACACAGCUAAAUUGGCUUAGCUUAAUGUAUCAUUUUUACACAUUAAUUUUGUAUAAACAAGAGAUAACAUAACAUAUCAAUUAUUAAGCAUUAGUGGUGUUAGUAGUUGGAUUUUAUAACUUUCAGAGAGACUUAUCUGUUUCUCCCUUUCUCCAGUCUUUGUGCUAGGCUAAGCUAACUGGCUGCUGGCUGUAGCUUCAUAUUUAGAAUACAGUCAGCAGUAAUCAGUCAUUUGAUCUAACUCUUCGCAAGAAAAUGAACAAGUGUAUUUCCCCAAAUGUUGAAUUUGAAUGUCAACUUUGGCAGAUGAUGCGUCUUACGGUUUCUGCAAUAAGCAACUCCUGACAAUGUGCAACCACAACAUUUCCUCAUUCUAUACACACAGGCCUACCUUGUCAGGUUGCUGAAGGUAGAUGAGCUUACACCAAGGGUCCUGUGAGUGGAAGCAGAAGUCUCUGAUUCCAAAUUAAACCCUUCCAUAAUGUGAUAUAUAUAGAUAUUUGCCAGUAAUUUAGUCAUUAUUGGAUAAUUUCUCACCUGACACCUUUUGGAGAUUAGUGUUUUUGUCAGAAUAUUGUAAUUGUACAGCAGCAUGCUUUGUUAUAUGUGUGAGCCAAAGUGUUGUUUACAUUCCGUUGUUAACACACCUAUGUAUCUAUGUAUAAUUAUUGGGUCACUGUGUGCAUUAUUGAAUCUCUGGCUUGUGAAUCAUGUGCAUUACAGAUUAUGAUGUGAAUUAACUGGUCAUGUUGUUAUAGGCCUGUUUCUCAGGGGCAGGGCAGUUUUAGUAGUGAGUAGUAGUUUUAGUAUUAGCAGAUUUUGACACUGCUUAUUUGAAGUGCACUUUAUCUAAUGACACUGGUGAUUGUUAUUGCUGUCUUUUCAUACAAUGGGUAAUAAACCAUGAAAGUGA
Monopterus albus (swamp eel) is the source of this 2753-nucleotide messenger RNA. Its product is annotated as dual specificity protein phosphatase 3-like. Bases 185 to 811 code for a protein of 208 amino acids. Lineage: Eukaryota; Metazoa; Chordata; Actinopteri; Synbranchiformes; Synbranchidae. Gene Ontology annotation, cellular component: cytoplasm. Gene Ontology annotation, molecular function: MAP kinase phosphatase activity; protein tyrosine/serine/threonine phosphatase activity. The transcript is spliced from 3 exons. The record is from RefSeq and is a predicted model, not a curated record. Gene Ontology annotation, biological process: protein dephosphorylation; negative regulation of MAPK cascade.